AUAACCAUUCUGAAAGAAAAAUGAAGCGUUCAAUAUAGUAUCAGACAAGGUGAAACCAAUAUUUGCCUGGUGGGGCAGGCGCGAUUGACCAACGAAUAGUAUUUGCGUAUAACGCAGUUAGUUUACUGACUAAUUACAUUUUACCUGCUUACAACAUCAACUCGUCUUACUCUUUGUUAUUUGUACACAUAUUUCAUUCGACAAUUAUAACUUUUUCAUUCUCAAAUUAAUCAAAUUCAAUAAAACUGUCAAUUUUUUUUUUGCUAGAAAAAUUUAAUUUUUUGUGUCGCACCGGAAUAAAAAUGAGACGUGGAUCAGUGAGCACAUGGGAGCCUUGGGCUCGUCGUAAUUCAUCUACCAUGGCACAGUUUUCAAGUAAUCGACAAGAAUUUAUGACUAGUGAACCUGGAACAAAUGGAAUAGAGUAUCAGAGAGAAGGGGGAUUUUUUUUAUCCCAUAGAAAGCUUGCAAUUGCUAUCACCGUCAUUUUUCUUCUUCUCGUUGCAGUAGGAUUUGUUGGAGUUUAUUCUGGAGCUGUUCCUCGCAAAAAGGUAUACGAUACAACGGCUCUGAUAGCUGAAGAUGAAGGAUCAGAGCCUGCUGAUGCUAACAAAUAUUUUCUUUCUACUUCUGUAUUUCCCUCGAGGUAUCUUGUAAAAUUGACGCCGAUUGUUGAGGAUAAUGAGGUCUCAAGGGUUCGGGGCCAAGUCAUUAUAGAGUUUCGGUACAAUGGAACCAUGGAUCUUCAACACAUUGUCCUCAAUGCGAAAAGCAUGAACAUUACAAAGAUAAGACUAUGGCCUGAAGAUAAGAAUAUAGGAAUUUUAAAAUGGAGAAUGAAUUUUGAUAACAAGAAUCUAGCAAUGAAUGUUUUCUCAUUAGAAAAUGGUACUACCUUUGGAAACACGUUUUUAUUAUUUUCAACCAAUUUUUUACAUCAGAUACUUAUUAAUGUUGUUUAUAAUUCAAUUAAAGAUCCAAAUAAUUUGACUACUCUUGAUAAUCAAUUUGAUAAUCAAAGUGUUUCUGCAAUUUUAUCGGAAUCAUCAAAAGACCUGUCAGAUGCACCAAUUCCUUCGAACACUUCUGAACCAGUGAUUCAUGAGAUUAAUAUCACUAAGAGCGACGUUGAUGAACAACAUGGAAUCCUCAUGAUUAAUCCUAGCUCACCUAUCAAGCCAGGAAUCUAUUUGAUUGAAAUGGAUUUUGAAUCUUAUACUGACAGCCGUACUUUUCUUGUAGCUAAUUUCAGCGAUGAAGAUACUGAAAGCUGGUUAAUGGUGAGUCGAUUGAAACCCAUUAAUGCUCGACGAUUAUUUCCAAUCUUUGAUGAUGUCAAGCUAAAAGCUCAAUUUACAGUUUCCUUCACACAUCCUAAAAAUAUGAUUGUUUUGGCAAAUACUCCACUCAAUAGUACUUUUGAUAAUUUAUCUGAUAGUUGGAUAAUUGAUACGUUUGAGGAGACACCAUUGAUUUCUCCUCAUAGUCUUGCUUUAGCUCUGGGUCAUCUGAUAUCUGUUGGAAUGACAAAAGUAGGAAAAUACAAAAUACCGGUUAAUUUUUGGAGUCAAGUCGGUGAAAGUGUCGUACCAAAUUAUUUAUUAAAAGUGAUUGGUUUAGUUGUGGAUGCAUUUGAAGAGUUAUUUGCAGUAGCCUUCCCGAUAUCUAAAUUAGAUAUUAUUUGUGUUCCAUUCGCUGAUAACAGCGGUAAUUUAGGAUUAAUAUCAAUAACAGAAAAUUUAUUCAAUGUUACUGAAUCAUCGCCCGGUAUUACUCGAUAUGAGGCAUUGAAAACAAUAAUUAGACUAAUUGGUCGACAAUGGUUAGGGAGUCUCGUCAAUUCACGAAAUUGGACGGAUGUUUGGAUUUUAGAGAGUUCUUUAAUUGAUCUCCAGCAUACUUUAAUUGAACAAAUAGAUCCCGUAUUUAAUCAUUCAACAUUUUUACUUGAUGUUCAACUGGAUGCUUUUGAAGCAGAUGGAUAUAGUGUAUCUCAGUCAUUAACGUCAAAAGUCAAUCCUGCUUACUUAGAAGCUUUCCAUCCGGAUAAAUUAUAUGAUAGAGGUGCAUGUCUCUUACGCAUGUUGCAUUACGUAUUGAAGCGGAAUAACUCUAGGACUGUCUACAGGAAGUUCGUUUCACGGUGGUCCAAUGGAAACGCAGAUGUUCAUUCAUUUUUAGAAGAGAUGACCUCUGAAUCAAAUAAUUUAUCUCAUAAUGUAAAUCUGAUUAAUGUAAUGGAAUCGUGGAUCAAUGGGCAUGGUUAUCCUGUGAUUGAAAUUAGCAGAGAUUAUGAUGCAGGUUCAGCGAAAAUUUAUCAAAAACACUUUGUAUUUGAUAAUAUAACAAACGAUGAUGAAAGCUCAUGGCAUAUUCCACUUACAUGGAUCAAUGAGGGAAAUGACUGGUCCUCUCCUUCUUUUGCGUGGAUUAAUGCAGCAAAGAAAGAGAUGAUAUUGGAAAAUGUUGGUGAUGUAGGAGAAAAAUCAUGGGUCAUUUUUAACAUAAAUUCUUCUGGUUAUUAUCGGGUUAAUUACGACAAUUAUAAUUGGAAAUUGAUUGCCAUGGCACUCGAAUUAAAUCCAUCGAUUUUUCCAUCAUCAGUAAAAGCCUCUCUUGUGGAUGAUGUGAUGAGUUUAUCGUUUGUUGGAUCGACAUCUUACGCUACCGCUUUUAGAAUAAUAAAUUAUUUGAAAAAUGAAACACAGCCUGAGCCUUGGACUGCGCUUAUGCGUCAUGUAAUCAAGUUGGAUCUUGUUUUAUAUGACACACCAGUUUAUCCAGACUAUCAGGAAUUCAUGAGAAAACUAACAUCAAGUCUGUUCAGCCGAGUAGGAACACAGGUUGAACGAGGAAGUAGAAUGACUUUGAUAGCACAUCAAUUGGGCUCAACUUUCGAGAAUUCUGAUUACAUUAAAUGGGCCAAGAAUAAUUAUGAGAGCUUAAGGACAUCUCAUGUGUGGAAAGACAGAUAUGUUGUUGCCACUUAUUUACGUGAAACACUACUUUGUACUUUUGCUAAAUUGGAAGACGAACUGGGUUGGCAAUGGUGGCAACAGAAAUUAGGAAACAUUACACGACGAGAUACUGAUAGAAAUUCCUUCUUGUCAUCUUUGGCUUGUUUUCAAGUUCCCUGGAUACUGAAAGCAGUUUUAAAUGAAAUUGUUCGUGGUGAUUUUUUUGAUGAAAAUGACGUUUUAAUUAUUCUCAAAGCUUUCGAUAAACAUCCAGUAUCUGCUCAAGUAGCAUUUAAAUUUGUUCAAAACAAUUGGGCGAAUAUUUUAAACAGAUUUCGAAAGUCAUAUCCUAUUCUUAGAGCAUUUGUUGGCUCUGUAGGUAGUGGUUUUACGAGUGAGAAAGAUCUUGCUGAUUUUCAGAAUUUUCGAGAUAAUAACUAUGAGAGUCUUAAGCCUGUUGGUUAUAUCACAGCAUUGGUAGAAGCAAGAGGAACCUCUUGGAUUUCAUUUCUUCAAAAAUCUCUGGCUGAUUUCCAGGAUAAUAUUCUCAAUUUAAAAGAAUGAACAUUGUUUGGGAGUUGCAGAGUAACAUGAUUAAUCAGCGUGUACGUAGGAAAUUUUUAAAAAUAAUAUUCUGAAGGAAAAAUUUUCAUAAGAAAGACGGUACCACGGUAUAUCUAAAAUACUUUUACAAACUUCAUCAGAGGUAACAAGAAAAUAAAACCAAUUUUCUACCACAAGUUUUAUUUUCGCAUGCUUCCAUCAAGCAUGAUUACAAAACCGAGCAACAAGAAUCUUGUUUUUUACUCUCACAUAAUUAUUUUAAUGACAUUACUUUUUUUAAUAGUAGGGGAAACCAGGCCAAGACCCUCCCUCCCUUUUGAGAAAAAAAUGUAAAAAUGUGUGAAAUUUUGACAUUUGAGUAUGGAAAAAAUAAAGUAAGAAAGCUUACGUUAUAUUAAUUAUCGAAGAUUAAAGUUCUUAAACGAUACAUAAUACCAUUUAUACGUUUAUAUCUUUGCAGACCACAAAAUUCUUAAAUAGAACAUCUUGCCCCGAUUUCUCCUAUAUAUAUAUACAUAUACAUAUACUAUAUACAUAUAAAUCUAAUCAGAGUGUCAUUUGGGAACAUUUCUUAAGUACAAGGUAUUAUUUGAGAACAUUUGUAUAGUUUGGGGACAGUCCCAAAAAAAAUCAUGUAUCCAACGUAUUAUUUGAGCCACUGGUCUAUAUACAAGGUAUUAUUUGAGGACACGACGUUGCCACGUUGUAAUGGAUUUAUUUUUGUUUUUUGAAAAAAAAGGUGAAAAUAAGGGCAAAGGAACACUGUAAUUGCAUACGCUGUACUUGCAGGGUUAUAUUUUUCUUUUUAACCGUGCGGCCGAAGGCCGCACGGGAAUUUUGAAAAUCGAGAGGGGGAUACCAGUCCCUCGUCCCCAAAUAAUACAUUAAAUGGAUUUAUAUAUAUAUAUAUAUAUAACAAACUUUAGGAUAUACAUACAUAUAUAUAUUAUAUUAUAUGUAUUAAUAUAUAUUUGAACUCUAUCUAAUGAUAAUAUUUGUUACUGAAGAUAAUCAUUGAAUCUCAAUCAAUUUAAUAAUGCGCUUCUUUUAUUGGUACAGAUGCAAUACUUUUAUAAACACUAUUAUGAAUACUAUUACAAUAUAACUAUUAUUUAAUUGAAUUUCCAUGUGCUUUUUGUGUGUUAAUUAUUCGUCUUUGAACUGUUCAUCAUUGUCAGUAAUUAAUGCACAAUGGCCCAACAGAUACAUGUAAAAUACAAAUGAACACAUGGUGUUUACUGAUAAUUAAUUAAUUAAUAAUUAAUUAAUUAAUAAUUCAAUAAAAAUAAAGAAAUAUUUUUAUAAGUAUA
Messenger RNA from Chelonus insularis, 4831 nucleotides. Its product is annotated as aminopeptidase N-like. NCBI's taxonomy places the organism in Eukaryota, Metazoa, Arthropoda, Insecta, Hymenoptera, Braconidae. Gene Ontology annotation, molecular function: zinc ion binding; metalloaminopeptidase activity; peptide binding. The transcript has 15 exons. The record is from RefSeq and is a predicted model, not a curated record. Gene Ontology annotation, biological process: peptide catabolic process; proteolysis. Gene Ontology annotation, cellular component: cytoplasm. The coding region runs from base 303 to 3521 and encodes 1072 amino acids.